Messenger RNA from Heteronotia binoei (common prickly gecko), 1507 nucleotides. RefSeq names its product REX4 homolog, 3'-5' exonuclease (gene REXO4). NCBI's taxonomy places the organism in Eukaryota, Metazoa, Chordata, Lepidosauria, Squamata, Gekkonidae. Gene Ontology annotation, biological process: rRNA processing; DNA catabolic process. The record is from RefSeq and is a predicted model, not a curated record. The transcript has 9 exons. Gene Ontology annotation, molecular function: 3'-5' exonuclease activity; nucleic acid binding. Gene Ontology annotation, cellular component: nucleus. Bases 151 to 1374 code for a protein of 407 amino acids.
GAGGCCGAGGCUCGCGUUCCCCGUCGGCGCACUUCUGGGACGGACCAGGAAGGGACUCCUCGGUCCGGCUGCUGCGGCGAGGAGCGCGUCGUGGGGCGGCAGAGCAGAAAUGUUUGCUACCAGAAGUAAUUGAGCGUCUCGACGGCAAAAAUGAGAAGCAAAGACUCAGAAGCUCCGACAACUAGUGGCACAGAUAAGCCUGAGAAUCUUAAAAACCAACACAGGAAGAAGAAGAAAAGAUUAUUUUGGAAACAAAAAUUCAAGCUGGUAAAGAAGACGACACAAAAAAGUACCAAUGUGGUGACGUGGUUGCCACCCAAAACUGCCCAAGAAGUUUCAUCUAACUGGAAGGCCUUGCAGGAGCUUCUGAAGCAAAAAACUGCUGGUUUGGAUUCUGUUGCUGCCGGACUUGAUGCGUGCUCCAAGAAGAAACGUGCAACCAAAGAGGAAAGUGUUGAAUCCAGACAAGCAGAAGUAAACAGAGUGGAAAAGAGGCUGAAGGGCAGAUUGGUGGAGAAUGCCAAACAGGACCUGGUUUGCCCAGCUCUCCCAAAACAGAAAGGGUCUGCUUAUGGAAGAAGCUUGAGCCAAGCCCAGAAAGAUAAGAAGGAGCACAAGGGAGGCAAAAUAAAUGGCCACGUGGUGCAGGACUGCAAGGACAUUAAACAUACAAAAAGGAAACCUGAAGAGCUGGCAGACAUCUGGUUUGAUGAUGUGGAUCCGGAUGACAUUGAAGCAGCCUUGGGGCGAGAAGCAGCCAACGUCGUCCGGAAACGUCUAGGGGUUGAAGAGAAGCCCCCGCUGCUGGCAGAGCCCACGCUGGAGAAGGAGGCGGCAUUUGGAGGAUUGACCAGAGCGGUGGCCAUGGACUGCGAGAUGGUGGGCGUGGGACCAAAGGGCGAAGACAGCAUCGUGGCCCGCGUGUCCCUCGUGAACCAGUUUGGCAAGUGUAUUUAUGACAAGUAUGUCAAGCCGACAGAAAAAGUGACAGACUACAGAACAGCCGUUAGUGGGAUUCGGCCAGAGAACUUAAAAACAGGGGAGGACUUCAAAGUUGUCCAGAAGGAAGUGGCUGACCUCCUAAAGGGAAGGAUUCUGGUUGGACAUGCUCUUCACAAUGACUUAAAGGUUCUGCUUCUUGACCAUCCUAAAAAGCGGAUCCGGGACACUCAACGAUACAAGCCUUUCAGGCAACAGGUCAAGCAUGGGAGACCGUCCCUGAAACUGCUCUGCGAGAAACUGCUGAAUGUGAAAGUACAAUGUUCAGAACACAGCUCGAUCCAGGAUGCUCAGGCAGCAAUGAAACUCUACGUGAUGGUGAAAAAGCAGUGGGAAGCAUCGCUCAAAACACUAGCAGAGGCAGGGAGAAAAUGAGUCUGCAGCCAUGACCGUCCUGUCCUGACUGAAAUCUCUAAAGCUCCAGCAGGGCUCUCCUUCUCUGACUGCUUCUCUUUGUGCUGAACUCGUCACCAUGCAGGAAUUAAUUCAAAACAAUUUGAUUACUAAA